CAAUGAAGAUCUUUCUCUGCUCAUCAACAUUUCUUCACCAAAACUACAGAGUGCUCCUUUGAAUGAAAUGAAUAAUGAUGUGAUAAAAGGUUAAACACUUUAUGAAUAGCAGAUAGAUUGUGUAUACAGUUUGACAGUGUCUUACAGUGUGCUAUCAAACAUCUGUUUGCUGUCCAUUCAGCAGUUCUGAACACUUCAUGGGGCCAUUAAGCAUUUAGUACUGGUGAUAAAUGCUCAAUAUGGGGGCUAAAGUAAAAAGUUGGCCAAAAGGCUUUAAGACAUGUUCACUCUUUAUCAACAAUUUUAUGAUCAGACAGGUGAGAAGAAUGGUUGACUGGUUCAGAUGUCCUGUCCUGAGAGUCUUUAAUCUAGUGAUGGUACAAAUAUUCUUCAGCUUCAUUCAGUGUUAGAAAUACUAUUAUCAAGAUUCUGCUGAUCUUUAUCUUUUUAACAUGUUUUUUUAAUUUCAUUUUUAUGAGAAUACCUCAGUUCACCCCAGUGGAUGCCGUUGCUAAAGAGUACAUUCAGCCUAUUUCUGCUUUUGUGUGAUUUAAUAAUUGUCCCAUGAAAAAGCUGAAUUAUACAAGAUAGUUUUAAGUGAGAAACUCAUCCCAGUGCUGCCCUUUUGGAAGAAUUUCACAUACUCUACCUAGAAAUCAGCAGCGGUGAACUGAUCGCAAAGGCUUUAUACUGUAUAUAUGGAUAUAUUUGUGAGUGUGUGUGUGUGUGUGUGUGUGUGUGUGUCUACAACACACCACAUCCCAAUAAAUUAAUAUGAAAUGUAAUAAACAAUAACUUGAUUAUCGCCACUGCUUGUACACGCAAACUGAAGGUGGGACAGCUGGGAGGCAGUUGUGACUUCUGACCACUAGGUGGCGCCCUCGCACCGCUGCUGCAGCAGAGGAAGAGGAGCCGCAGCGCCGCAGCAUGACGGAAAAAAUCCAUGAAUGGACUGAACACGCCAGAGGACAGGGACGAACAAGUCUGAUAUCUGUGAAGAAGUGGAGAGGGAACUUUGUGAGAAGUGCUUGAGAUGACAAAAGAAGGGAUUUUUUUUUUUUUUUUUUUACGGACAAAUGUAUCAAACACAAACAUAUGACACUAAACUCUAACAUUAAAUGUUCUUUGUGGAUUAAUUAUUUAUUACAUCAUUACGACCACUACUACUGCUGCAGCACGUAAUAAUAAUCAUAUAGUCGCAGUCUAGAUGAUUGCACCAGUCGUGAUCAUUGCAGUAAUAAACAUAUUUAAUGACUGAUGUUCAAUGAGCAGUUUGAGAGUUGCUCCAGGUGUUUACAGCAGCUGGCUCACCAGGACACACUUCAUUCAACGUGUUUACAUUUUUACUUUUAAUUAUGACGUGCGACCACUCUCUGCAAAUGCGUCUCGUUUAUCGCAGCAGUGCUGCUCAGGCUGCUGUGGAGAUGCUGCUGCUUAUGCGCGGUGGAGAGAGAGAGAGACAGAGAGAGAGAGCCAGCACAGUUCUGAACGCAACUUUCUAUAAAUCGUGUUUAACACUAACAAAUGUUUUUUUUUUGUCUUGAGCGACCCGAGGAUCCAUUUGGAGGGAAGCGGUUUGGAGAUGAAUUAAGAAGUUACAUGUAAACAUGAGAAGAGGCUGUCAAACUGUGCAUCUGCACUGUCAAGAUUUUCAUUAUUCUGGAUUAAAUGUGUGUUCUCAGCCAUAAAGAAUAAACAUCAUGAACUACUCAAAAGAGCUCAGUGCUGCUGGGUGUUCACCUGCAGCCCACAGCAGGUGGGUGCGCUCACAGCACUUGCUAGAGUGAGCUGAAGGCCUGCGAUGGCAAAGAUGGCUGCUGCCCUUUGCCACGCCCACUUCUGUCUUACUAUUAUAUGUUUUUUCCUGAAAUAAAGCUUAAAAAUAUGUUUGGACACACUGUCUGCAUGUAGAGUGGCCGCAGUGCACGCGUGGCCGCUGAUGUAAAGCGGAUUUCGGGGUUUAAGUUGCGCACAAGAGGCACCCAAUGCUGUAGUGCUUAAUGAGGGGGUGUGAUGCUCAGAUAUUGCAAAAGGAGGAUAAAAUUAAUAAAAGCAGAAAAGGACGUUGUGGAGUCCCACAGGUCUUCUCCAGGGAGACUCUCUUCAUCUCUGCCCAUCAUGUCUGAUAAGCCGAGGGUGUACCAGGGCGUCCGAGUGAAGACCACAGUAAAGGAGCUGCUGCAGAGGCACAGAGCCCGGGAGGCCAGCAGUAAAAAAGUGAAAACGAUAACCCAGGCCUGCCUGGAGCUUCAGGAUCUUUACGCGUCUACUUUUCCAAGCUGUCUGGACCCUCCUACUGCCAUUCCCCCAGCGGACGCGAGCAGCUGUGGCGCGAGAGCCCAGCACGUGCGCUUCGCCUCGUUCCCCUGCGCUGACGGCUCGUGCAGCAUCCCGACUCAGGAGAGCAGCUUUCACGACAUCCAGCCGCAGUUCGGGGACUUGAUGUUGCCGAGCAACAGCUACAGCGGCAGCAGCAACAACACCAGCGGCGGCGUCGGCAGCGGCGGAUACAGCACCUCCCUGCCUCCACCUGCCGCCCUGCCGCUGCCCCUGUGCCAUGGACUCUCCUCUGAUGCGGACUACUAUGGGAUGGCUCCCUGCUCCUCACCGGAGUCACUGAAGUUCUGCAACCAAGUGGAUCACAACAGCUACUCGCCACAGGACUCUUUUUCCUCGUCCUCGUCCUCCUGCUACGACUCACCCACCCGGAUGCAGUCCAGCUACCACAGCUUCCCCUCAGAGCACUUCCACUAUCAGCACUGCAACCUCCAGGACUGUUACUGCCUGCCCCACUGUUGGCCGGGCCAGCAGGAGAGCUUCUCUGCCCCCGAAUAUGCACCUUACUAUAACCCCACAGACUAUCCGUACGCCUGUCCCGUGGAAGAGAACUAUUUCAAAAGGGAUUUGCAGAUGGGCUCCGAAAUGUGUUACAACAUACUAUGAUGAGACCGUCAGCAGUAAUGUGUUGCCCACUGUCUGUAAAUAUAUUUUCACGUGAGGCUGUUGUCCCACUUUGCAUCUCAGUGUGUGCUCUGACCUGCUCUUAUUUUUGGUGGAGUGAAUAUGAUGAAUGCUGAAUGGACUGAAAAAAAAGGCAGAUAUUUUUGUAUCCAUUACUUUUUGUUACCGCCUAGAUUUAUUUUCAUACACGUAAGUUGUUGCUGAACUUAAUAAAAACUUGUUAAACUCA
Acanthopagrus latus (yellowfin seabream) is the source of this 3190-nucleotide messenger RNA. It is a transcript of the gene pou2af3, whose product is annotated as colorectal cancer associated 2. Lineage: Eukaryota; Metazoa; Chordata; Actinopteri; Spariformes; Sparidae. Bases 2014 to 2943 code for a protein of 309 amino acids. The transcript is spliced from 6 exons. The record is from RefSeq and is a predicted model, not a curated record. Gene Ontology annotation, molecular function: DNA binding; POU domain binding.